Messenger RNA from Drosophila biarmipes, 1146 nucleotides. RefSeq lists its product as uncharacterized. Lineage: Eukaryota; Metazoa; Arthropoda; Insecta; Diptera; Drosophilidae. The transcript has 3 exons. Bases 1 to 1146 code for a protein of 381 amino acids. The record is from RefSeq and is a predicted model, not a curated record.
AUGUCCUGUCUAACGAGCGUUCUGCAGCUGCUGCAAGUGCUGACAACGCUUUCGGGUUGCAACAUCUACAGAUAUGUCGAAGGCAGGCGGGUGUUCAUGGUGAACCAAAAGAUUGAUUUUCUGGUGACGGCGAUGCACAGAUUUUGGCUGCGACCCUGGCUGCUGUUGAUAUUUCUGAUGCACAUAAUCUACUGGGGCGUUGAGUUCCUCCACGGACUAACGGACCCCACUCCCGGCAGCGAAAGACCCCUGCAUCUUAUCUACAGAAUGGGGCUGACCGUCGCCACGAAUCAGAAUAUUUUCAUCAGCAUGGGGUUGGCCUAUCAUUACAGGUAUCAUCGGAAUCUGAUGCCUAAGGUGCUUAACGGACUCGUGGGCAUAUAUCAUAGCUACGAAAGAAUCUGUGGUCGGGCUCCGCGUAUAAACUGGUGGCUUUUUGGCAUCGAAGCUUACAGAUCUGUGGUCGCUUCGUUGGCGGCUCUCAACGCGACUUCCUCUGUGCUGGUUCCUGGCUUGGGACCAAAUCUAGACAUGUUUUUAACAGCAUCUGGAGUACUAUUCGUAUGCAUUCAGCCUCUUUUUCUAUCCCUUGCUGCCUACUUGGGCAUCUUGAUCAUACAUGCCUGCUAUGACAUUCAGAAGCGUUCACAGCGAAGAAAAGCAUUCCAACUUUACGAUUUUUACAGAAAACUCAUUAAGCUUAGGCUCAACUUUGACCUGUUGGCCAGGUCCUUUGUGUGGACGGCCCUGUUGGAGAGUUUAUUGCUCUUCAUAUCGAGCUUUCAUCUGAUCCUAUAUGAUGAGCAAUCAGUCCACCACCUUGUAAAGUCUCUGCUAACCAUCUUCAUAUUUCCAACAGCCCUUCUCCAUAUUAAUGUGGGCAUCAGCUCCACCGAACAAAAAUUUGGAAAAUUUGAAGCCAACUUCAGGCCGCAAAGGCGGACACAAUUGCUUUGGCAUUUCAGACACAUUAUGAAAGCAACAGUUGAUAAAGGUGACUUUAACGUUUUUCAACUGGAUCGGGGACUUAUUUUGGAAAUUGUAAGACUUGGAUGGGUUUUCUCCAUGUUUACUAAUAGUUUGAUGCUCAAUAGCACCGCCAGGAUUAAACACUUUGAGGCUGUUAAUUAUAAAAAAUUAUUGUAG